CGAAGGGGGCGUGGCGCGGGUUCACGGGUGUGUCUCAGACCACGCCCACACGCGUAUAGGUGAUCCGCCCAGGUGUGAAAGUCACCGAGCGUUUUCAGCAGAACAAACACACCGGACAGACACGAAAGGACACGGAUCCACUCCACAUUCAACGCAGUGUGUUUCUGAAGAGGACAGAGAGACUGUAAGGAGACUUGAGAAACUAGAGUAACGGCAGAACGAGAAACAGCACGUGAGCCGACAGCAAUAACAGGAGGCUGUGACGCUCGGAUCUGAAGAAAUCUUGCAUUGUGAGAGUGUAAAGACGGGAGCAGGCCCUGAUUGAGCUCACUAGGACGAAACUAAACCAACCGCGUAACAAACUGACCAACGGGAUGCCAGGAAUGAGUGCACAGGAAACCAGCACGGCAAAAGAGAGGAAAGACACGCCGCGCGUCUCGAAACACAAUGCAGACGCUUCGAAACGAUCGCCCAAAGCGAAGAGCCUCACGCUGGAUGACGAGGACUGGAACUGGACGUCCGGUAAGAAGACGCCGCUGAUCGGCGGCUCCAAUCUGACGCGCUCGGGAAGCGUUAAAGAUCUCAUAUUCCGGUUCGACGGGUCGACGCCGACGCCACCGCCGCGCCUCGGGUCGCUAAAGAUCAAACGGCAGGAAGUGAGCGCACAGGAUUCUGGGAAAAUGAAACACGAAAGCAGAGACAGGGGGAAUAAUCAGAAUCCGGUCUCUAGCGAACCAUCGGAAGCAAAAACGCAAGAAACGUCUGAGCAGAAACGGCACUCAGAAAAGAAGAGCGAUGAGAAACACGGCAGCAAAGAGCAAAAGUGUCAGCGCAGUAAAGACAAGCCGCACGCUUCUCAUCCCGCUGCGCAUUCCAACGUAAAUGGCGAGAAGCAGCACAGCGCUCCUCAGUCCGAGGACGAGCCCACGACCCCCAAAAUCCGCCCUAACCCCAAGUACCAGCUCUUCCUGGGCUCCAACGGCACCAGCGGCUCCAACAGCUCGGUGGGGAACGGCAGCGGCCCUCCCGGCGGCGGGACCAACGGGAACCUCAUGAGGGUCAGUUCAGUGAUCCGCGGAUCCAUGGAGUCGCUCUCGUCCCGGGACUGGGACAGCAUGUCUGACCGAACGGGCGGCUUUGAAAGUCCUCCACGAGUUUUCAACAGCCCCUAUUCGAAUCUCUCCUUGGACUACAGUCCUGUCAACAGAAUGUCUGACUUCAAGACACAGGAAGUGAUGUCGCCCACCGUCUCUGAGAUGAACCUGUUUGGUCUGAGAAGCGCGAGUCCCGUUACUCCCGUUAGUCCGGCUCUGAGCCAUCGCACACGAAUCCCCGGAUAUGACAGUCUGACCCGCAGACGAGACGCGACUCCAAGUCAGCUCAUGCAACGAAACAACCAGCCGAGCAAACUGGAUUUCAUCCAGGAACUGACCAAACAGCUGGACGACUGUCGCAGGAGGAACCAGUUUCUGGAAGCGGAGAGCAUCGAGAUGGAGAAGGAGAGGAACCAGAUCCGCUUCGAGAUGCGAGGUCUGCUGGUGAACAAUGAGGAUCUGCUGCGGACAAACACGCAGAUGCAGGGCGAGAUGAACCGCCUGCGCGAGAAGAUCGUGGAGUUGGAGAGCAACAACAACGUCAUGCUGGAGCGCUUCAGAAAGAUGGAGAAAGAGCUGAAGGAGGCGCGGGAGGUGAUGGUCGAGGCAAACACUCAGGAAUACGCCUUCAACUUCCUGCAGCAGACGCUCAAGAACAAAAUACAAGACACUGAGGAAGCUCUGGAGAAACAAACUCAACAUGCUCAGACUGUGUCUGAAAAACUGUGGCUCGCUGAGAGAAAUCUGGAGGAACUGGAGCUGGAGAAGGAAACAAAGGCCAAGAAAGCUCUAGAACUCAGCAACAAUGUUUUCAGACUGGAAACAGAGCUGGCAGAUGCUCUGCAGGAAGGGAACCAGGCGCGAGCGGAGCUGAGUUUGCAGCAGAAGCUGCGGGCCGAAGUUCAGCUGCGGGUGGAGGAGCUGGAGGAGAGCGUCCUGGAGAAAGACCAGGAGCUGCUGCGCCUCACACAGAUCGUCAGCAGACUGCAGGGAGAGGUGACGGAUAAGCUGAGCGACAAGGAGCAGACGCUGGAGGAGGAGAUCCAGCUGCGUGAGCGCGUGCAGCUGCAGUGCAAACAGGCCGAGAGAACCGUGGAGGAUCUGCGCAUGGAGCUGCAGACGCUCAGCCAGUCCAGAGACGAGCUCUCCAAACAACUCAAACUGGCACAGGAGAAGAUCAUCGAUCUGGAGGGAGAUCUGGAGGAGAUGCAUGAGAACGAGCAGCGAUCGGUGUCCAAGCACAAGAGAGCUCUGGAUCAGUCGGAGCAGCUGCAGAUGAAGCUCAUCCAGGAGAAGGAUCUCAACGAUCAGCUGGAGUGUGAGAAGGCCAUCCUGGAGAGACAGCUGCGGGACCUGCGCAUUGAGAUGGAGGAGCUGCAGAAUAACAGAGUGGAGGUGGAUUCAAUUACCAGAGCCGAGAUUAAAGCCAAAGAGCUGGAGAACUCACUGCGGGCUGAAGAGAGGAAUAAAAUGGUGUUGACCAACACCAUCAGCAAACUAGAGAAGAAGAUCCACGAGCUGACAGAGCAGAUGGAAGAAGAGCACAAGAUCUCCACCGAACAGAGAGAACUGAUGACGCAGCGCAUCCGUUCGCUGAAGCGGCAGCUGAACGACGCCGAGGAAGAGGCGAGUCGACGGGACGUCCAGCACCGACACACACACAGAGAACUGAUGGAGGAGAGAGAAGCCAACAGCCGCCUGCAGAGACAACUGCUGGAUAAACAACUGCUCAACAACAGGAGGAUAGAUUCGAGACAAACUCUGGAGAACCUGAAGCUGAAUCUGAGCGAUGAUGAAGACGAGGAAGAGAAGCAACAGACCGAAUCCAAAUCCACAGACAAACAGAUCACUCAGGUGUGACCGGACCGGACCGAAGCUAAAACUCUUUUAAAAAACUGCCAAAACGUAAUCAAUCUGGAUCUGCUGUCAAACUGUUUCCCUUCAAAUAUCAAAGACUUCAAAGCGGAUCACAGAAACCACUGGAGUCCGGGAUCCAGAGACGCUCCGUAUGAGAAACGCUGUGGAAAAGCCCUUUCCUGUGGACUGAUGCUCUUAGGAUUGUAAUUUUAAGUACUUACAGCAGAAUCUGCUUGACCGUCGCUGCCCAAUCUGGUUUGAUGUGGUUUACAGUAAGCUGUCGUGUGCAUUAGUUCUUUAUUAAGCUCUCCGUUCUCGUUUCUGUUGUUGUUCUUCAGCUCAAUCAGCCGUUUACAUUAUGCCUAUAUUAAUAUAAUCGACAUAGGAAUGAAUACUGAUGAUGAAGUGUUUAGACAUUAAUUCGGGAGUGUAUUUGCCUGCGUUCAGCUGCUGAUAUUAUUCUUCUGAAGGUUAUUAAGGGAAUGCUUUUAUUAAGUGUUAAUGAUGCUGUGUGUCUUUCACUCAAAUACAGCAGCAGUUUGUGCUCCUGGGUGUUUGUAUGUAGUUCUGAAUUUAAGCUGGAACUAUCAAAUGGUAAUAAAAUAUUAUAAAACCAA
Labeo rohita (rohu) is the source of this 3568-nucleotide messenger RNA. RefSeq names its product cingulin-like protein 1. The record is from RefSeq and is a predicted model, not a curated record. The coding region runs from base 375 to 2954 and encodes 859 amino acids. The transcript has 19 exons. Gene Ontology annotation, cellular component: myosin complex. NCBI's taxonomy places the organism in Eukaryota, Metazoa, Chordata, Actinopteri, Cypriniformes, Cyprinidae.